Molecule: messenger RNA, 2931 nt
Organism: Chinchilla lanigera (long-tailed chinchilla)
Lineage: Eukaryota; Metazoa; Chordata; Mammalia; Rodentia; Chinchillidae
Gene: Pgbd2
Product: piggyBac transposable element derived 2
Exons: 3
Coding region: 505-2319 (604 amino acids)
Molecular function (GO): sequence-specific DNA binding
Source: RefSeq, a predicted model, not a curated record
CGGGACCGAUGCCGAGGUUUCUCGGUGUCUUUGUUUCCCUUCUUCCCGCCUCGGAGCAGAGGGGCGGCGAGGGCUCUGCCGCGUCUGAGUCCUCUCGUCCUCGCUUCUGCACCUGCCUCAGCCGAAGGCAUCUACAACCACAAGAUGCAUUUUUAAACGGCGUUUUCCCUUUGAAAUACUUUCAGAAUCUGAAACGAGCUGCGAGCGGCGCAGCAAACUCCGCAGCGCGCCGUUCUCCGGACGCCUCCGGACGCGGACGCCGCCUCCACCGAGAGCGGCCGCUGCAGCCCGGGCUCGUCGGUGCUGGCCCCGCUCUCUUUAGACCCCCGCCUCGGGGCCCGAGCUGCGCGCCGGUCCUCGGAGCCUUUACUCUUCCUCUUUUGAGUACUAAGCUGCACCCAGCCUCUUUAUUAUUUUGUAUUUUGGGACAAGGUUUCAUUGAGGCGUGCACUUGCAGAGCUUCCCGGACUGUGGGUGAGGACAGGCUCAUCCUUCCCGCUCGGCAUGGCGUCCGCGGCAAGAGGUGUCCCUCCCGGGAGAAAUGUCCGCCCCAAGGCCAAGGCCGCCAAGCUGCUGGAGGUUCUGAGUGCUCUGGAGGGGGACGACUCAGGCAAUGACAGGGAGGAGAUAUUCAUCGCGCCCCCUGACAACGCCGCAGGGGACUUCACCGACGAGGACUCGGGAGACGAGGACAGCCGGCGAGGGCCCCAGCUGCCCGGCAGCGUGCUGCACGCCUCAGUCGUGUCUGAGGACUCGGGCAGCGGGGAGGACAGUGACGAGCUGGCGCUGCAGCCGGCCCCCAAGAGGCAGAAGGCCGGGAUGGAGGCUCAGCGCGUCUGGACCAAGAGGGACAUCCAGCCGGACUUCGGCAGCUGGACAGCGUCAGACCCUCACAUCGAGGACCUCAAGAGCCAGGAGCUGAGUCCCGUGGGCCUCUUUGAGUUGUUUUUUGAUGAAGGAACAAUUAAUUUCAUUGUUAACGAGACCAAUCGUUACGCUCGGCAGAAAAACGUCAACCUGGGCCUCACGGCCCAGGAGCUGAAGUGUGUUCUGGGCGUCCUGAUCCUGAGUGGCUACGUCUCCUACCCCAGGAGGAGGAUGUUCUGGGAGACCUCUCCCGACUCCCACCAUCACCUCGUGGCUGACGCCAUCCGAAGGGACAGAUUCGAGCUGAUCUUCUCCUACCUGCACUUCGCAGACAACAGUGCGCUGGACGAGAGCGACCGCUUCGCGAAGGUCCGGCCGCUCAUCGCCCGGAUGAACUGCAACUUCCAGAAGCACGCGCCGCUGGAGGAGUUCUACAGCUUCGGCGAGUCCCUGUGCGAGCACUCUGGGCCGCGCAGCUCCCGGCGGCUGCGCUCCGUGCGGCUGGGCCACAGGCUGUGGUGCGGGACCACCAGCAGGGGCUACCUGGUGUGGUUUGAGCCCUCACAGGGCACGCUCUUCACCAAGCCGGACAGGGGCCUGGACCUGGGCGGCAGCAUGGUCGUCAGGUUCGUGGAUGCGCUUCAGGGGCGGGGCUUCCUGCCCUACCACAUCUUCUUUGACAAGGUUUUCACAAGUGUCAAACUGAUGUCCAUUUUGAGGGAAAAGGGCAUUAAGGCCACAGGAACCGUGCGUGAGCACAGGACGGAUCGGUGUCCCCUCAAAGAUCCCAGGGAGCUGAGGAAGAUGAAGAGGGGCUCCUUUGACUACAGAGUGGACGAGCGCGAGGAGAUCAUCGUGUGCCGCUGGCACGACAGCAGUGUGGUCAACAUCUGCUCCAACGCCGUGGGCAUCGAGCCCGUGCGGUUGGCCCGCCGGCACGCAGGCACGGCCAGGGCACGCGGGCAGGUCCACCAGCCAUCGCUGGUGAAGCUGUAUCAGGAGAAGGUGGGCGGCGUGGGCCGGCUGGACCAGAACAUCGCCAAGUACAAGGUGAAGAUCCGAGGCCUGAAGUGGUACUCCAGCUUCAUCGGCUACAUCAUCGACGCCGCCCUCAACAACGCGUGGCAGCUGCACCGGAUCUGCUGCCCGGACGCGCAGGUGGACCUGCUGGCCUUCCGCAGGUACGUGGCCUGCGUGUACCUGGAGAGCAACGCCGACACGUCCUCGCAGGGCCGGCGGGGCCGGCGGCUGGAGACCGAGAGCCGCUUCGACAUGAUCGGGCACUGGAUCGUCCACCAGGACAAGAGGACCCGCUGCGCCCUCUGCCACUCGCAGACCAACACGCGCUGCGAGAAGUGCCAGAAGGGCGUGCAUGCCAAGUGCUUUCGGGAGUACCACACCUGCGGAGGCGCCGAGGCGCGGGGCGCACAGCGAGGCGUUGACGCGCGGUGACCGGAGCCCGCGGAGCGCUUCGGCUUCUCUUGUGUUGGAAGGAAGACCGAAUCCCUGUUGAUUUGGUUUUGUAUUUUCUCCCCAUCCCUGUUAUAGUUGUCUAUUUUAUUGUAUGCUAUUGUGCCUACUUGUAGUAUAAAUUAAUAUUUAUGUUAGUAUGCUUACAGAUCUGUAUUUUAUACUGUUAUUUUUUGAAACUUAUUCAAAUAAAAUUUUGCUUUGGGGUAGAUUUGAGUUCUAGUAAGGAGGAUCAAAGAAGAACUUACAUAAACAGUAAAAAGAUUAUACUGUUAUGUGCCAUGAUUUAUAAUCUGAGGUAUAGGCAGUAGUAUAUUAAAUAUCAUAGUGAUACAGUGACGGAUUUCUUAGUGAUAUUUAUCUCAUAUAGCCUAAAACUAUCAAACUUUCCACAGAGAGUCUGUCUUGUGUUUGUUCAAAAAGCUAGAGUUGCAAAGUUCAUAUAUUUUGAUAAAAAUAUUUUCCUAAUUACAUAUAUCCAUGUGGAAUCUGUUUAUAUAAAUACCAUGUGGUAGGGAUCCACUUUUCCCCCCCCCACAUAAUUUGUUAAAAGAGAAAUAUAUUUCUUCACUGAAAUAAAUACUUCACUUGGAA